Messenger RNA from Trichoderma asperellum CBS 433.97, 422 nucleotides. The record is from RefSeq and is a predicted model, not a curated record. NCBI's taxonomy places the organism in Eukaryota, Fungi, Ascomycota, Sordariomycetes, Hypocreales, Hypocreaceae.
ACUAUGCCUCCAUAGUGCUACUAUAACUCGUAUCUGGACGAACGCAGUUUGAACACAAAUGACCUUUUCCAGUUCUCUUUUAUAAUGCUCGAGACUUUGUAGUUGUGGCAGCCAUAGCUCCAACUAACCAUGACACCGUUGUGUCUAUACGAUUCUAGGAAAGUUAAUCUGGCACAAUUACCACUACUCCUUAGUAAUUGCUUCAUAUUACUGCAAAUUGUUGGCUUUCUAUCCAGACUGGUGAUGCCGUCAGGGCCCAGAACCCGUAUGUUUAGUGGCCUAUUUGGUCGGUGGUUGUGGGUUGUCACAAUGGGUGUAUUCUGGGGCAGGCUGUUCCACGAGUAGAUAGCAUUUGAGCUGAGAAACCAAAGUGGCUCCAAGGGUUUGAGCAGCUCAGGGGAAUAAUUGUCGAGGGGAAGGUU